Anarrhichthys ocellatus (wolf-eel) is the source of this 882-nucleotide messenger RNA. RefSeq names its product suppressor APC domain-containing protein 1. The transcript has 3 exons. The coding region runs from base 138 to 704 and encodes 188 amino acids. Lineage: Eukaryota; Metazoa; Chordata; Actinopteri; Perciformes; Anarhichadidae. The record is from RefSeq and is a predicted model, not a curated record.
CUCUCAUUCUCUCUCUGUUGUAGGCCUAUUAUUGUGAGCCAGCCGGUGGCGAGCUGUGAUUUGUUGUUUGUUAUUCAGCCAGCUGUAUGGGGCAGUAGUAGUAGUAGUAGUAGCUGUCAGUGACUGAUCUCCUCUCCAUGGCCUGUCGUCCCCCCGGCUCUGGCUCCUACACUGUGGUUAUCAUCCCGCUCAGGACCGGCCUCUACAGCCUGGACGCACUUCGCUUCUACCUAUGGGUUAAGCGUCUGAAGGACCUAGAGAAGGAGAAGGACGCUCUGUGCUCCGGCCUGGAGGUUCUGGAGAAGGCCCGUCUCUGGUACCUCCAGCGGCUGGAGGAGAACAGAGCCAGGCAGGGCAGCAUCAAGACCAAAACUGGGGUCGGAUCCUGCCAGGGAGGCGCAGCAGAGGCCCGGUCUUGCCUCCUCAGGUCUCGGAUCCAGCGGGCGAAUGGCUCUCUGGGUUCUGUGAUGAGUGAGCCCAAUGUCACUAGCGGGAGCAACCCUUCUUUGCAUGACGCGGUGGCAGUGAGUGACCUCCGGUGGCACAACACAGUACUAACUCGGGUAGGGAGAAGAAAAAAUGUCUCAUGUUCAAGAAGGGGGAAGUCAUUUAAUUUACUAUUAGCCUUAAAAGGCUUCAAACUCUUUUUAAAAAAAAUCCUGUUUGGUACUCAUUUAUUUAUUUGGGGUGAUUUUCCCCUUUAAUUGAUCUUUACAAACAGGGGAUGCUUUUUUCAUGAAUCUUGACUUAUUCAUCUGUUUGUGUUUCUAUGAUAUGGCCAUAUUUUCUUCCUUUGACAGGAGGUGAGCGACAAGAAUCGUCAGAUAUCCAUGUUAGAAUUGGAAAAAGACGCACUCGUGGAAAAGCUGCAGGCCCAUUGAU